GGGCGAGGGCGGCCAUGGCGACGGGCGGCGGCGGAGCCGGGGCUGGGGCCGGUCCCGCUGUGGGCAGAGCCAGCGCGUGGCGGGGCCCGGGGCUGAUUUGGGCUGACAGCAAGAGGCCGAGCAAGGCGGCGGAUGCGGUGGAGAAGAGGGGACCGUACAUCAUGAGCAAGCCUCCUUCCAUUCAGGCCAAGCUGCAGCGGCAGCGCGAGCUGGCCAAGGCGGCGCUGCGAAGGCAGGGGCUGCUGGGGGGACCCGUGCCGCACCAGCCGAAGCCGGCAGCUAAAAGAUCGGUGAGGUUUAACAAGGGCUACACGGCGCUCAGCCAGACGGUGGAUGAAAACCUGGUCUCCCUCGAUUCGGACAGCGAUGGGGAGCUGGGAUCCAGAUGUUCCUCGGGCUACUCCUCCGCCGAGCAGGUAAACCAGGACCUGAGCCGGCAGCUGCUGCAGGAUGGGUACCACCUCGAUGAGGUCCCCGAUGAUGAAGAUCUGGAUCUCAUCCCCCCAAAACCUGUCGCCUCCUCUUCUUGCCCCUGUUGUUUCAGAGAAAAUCUCUCCUGUGUGAUCCAGUAAUGCCGCUCGGCCGGGACCAUGCAGGAACAGGUCAAAAGCCAGCACUUUUUGUCUUGUGGGAUGGCUGUUGGCAUCUGUGUCUCAUGCUGGGACAGUGACACAAGAACUGAGUGAUGCUGCGAUGCUGCUGGUGGUGAGCAGCACCAACCAACCCACCCGAAGGACUUUUCCUGACACUCAGCAAUAUCAGGGAGAGGUGGCACGGGAGGGGACCUGUCACCUGGCUGCGCUGGGGAGGGAGGGGAGGCAGAGCCCGGGCACCUCCAUGGGCGUGUAAAGGGCGGGGAGGUGCAGCAGCAAAUGCUCUUCGGUUUGCCUGACCUCCUUUUUUCCUCCUGCAAUGAGCCACAUCAAGGAUCAGGACCUGGCCCCAGGCGCAGGCUGCGCUCCCCAGCCCUCCCUAAUGAAGAGGCAGUUGAUUGUGGGGUCGAACUGCCACGGUGCAGGACCAGGCUGGGAAGCCCUGAGACCCCUUUUCUAUUUAUUUCUGCUUUAGUCACCCCUCCUCCCUGGCAGGCUGAGACCAAGCCAGUGAGGCUGGGGUCAGCACAGGCUGGCAGAGCGCCGCUUCAUUUACUUAUCUUGUGCUGCUUGCAAUUAAUUGCUGCCGGGUUCCCUCCUCCUAAACCCUGGGCUGAUCCGAGCCAAAGAUUGCAGCUCUGAUGGAGAAGAGAAGCUGGGGGAACCCAAGGGAGCAGACACCGGCAGGCUGCUGAGCUUCGAGCUCCUGCACUUGUUACAUCCACCAGCUGCUGUUGCUGGGACCUCCCAGCUUUCCAUCUCUCCAGGGACCCAUGAAGUUCUGGGUUUGGAGUGAGUGGCUUGUGGCAGUUGUCCCCAAAGCUGCUGAUGCAGGUGCGGGGCAGCCCAGCCCCCCGUGCCAGCUGUGAACCUUCAAAGCUGCCUUAAGUCACCGUCCUGCUCUGCUACAUAGAGGACAAUCAGCUUCUUACGAAGAAACCUUAUUUAAAUACGUCAUGUCUAGAGAUCUGAACUGUUGCGUUUUUUUGUAUUUUAGUUGUUAAAGGGAACACUCAAUAAACUCGAUCUCAUUACUCA
Falco peregrinus (peregrine falcon) is the source of this 1631-nucleotide messenger RNA. RefSeq names its product family with sequence similarity 219 member B (gene FAM219B). Bases 15 to 572 code for a protein of 185 amino acids. The transcript is spliced from 6 exons. Lineage: Eukaryota; Metazoa; Chordata; Aves; Falconiformes; Falconidae. The record is from RefSeq and is a predicted model, not a curated record.